Molecule: messenger RNA, 2160 nt
Organism: Plenodomus lingam JN3
Lineage: Eukaryota; Fungi; Ascomycota; Dothideomycetes; Pleosporales; Leptosphaeriaceae
Source: RefSeq, a predicted model, not a curated record
AUGUAUAUCUCUCUCUCUCUCUCUCUCUCUCUCUCUCUCUCUCUGUGUGUGUGUGUGUGUGUGAGUUGUAUGGCUUGGAGAUGGAGGAGAAGCUUCAGAAUGGGGUUGGACCGAGGGAAUUUGUUGUUUUACGGGACUGUAACGGUAGAUGCGGUAAUCGAGCUAAGCACCACGUUGACCCUUUUCUCUCCAGAUCCAUACAUGCACACAUGGCUACGAGUACUCUACCACACCGGCCGGUACUUCUUCUUCGCCUAUAGUAGCCGAGUGCGCGUCUGGUGUUCCAUGCUCAUGCUUCACCAACCAACCCAACCGCGCUUCCCCGUGCUUGCCAGCGUUCUGGUGCUGCUGCUAGCCUUGGCCGUUGUUCCGCUUCUUGGCUUCUUCUUCCCAUCACCCCUCCUCCGCCUGCCCACCACUGGUACUUCCAGCCUCUUCCGCUUCCUCACCCGCGACUACGCUUCUUCGGCUGGCAUUACGCUGCGCAACCCCAUUGUCUUCCAGCACCACCAGCACCAGCACCAGCACCAGCACCAGCACCAGCAGACGCCUGCCAUCUGUCCCAAGCCGCCGCCCAUACUCCCCCCCGUCGAAUUCGUCGGUACCUUCCACACCACACCCGAGCGCAGCAUGGCUCUCGCCGACCAGGCCAAGCGCGUAGCAGCCGAGUUUGACUUUGACAAGGAUGCCGUCAACAAGGCUGUCAGCGAGUUUAUACGGGAGAUGGACGAGGGACUGCAGGCUGAGGGCACCGAGUUGAGCCAGAUCCCCACCUACGUCACUGCCGUACCCAAUGGCACUGAAAAGGGCCUCUACAUGGCCGUCGACUUGGGUGGCACCAACUUCCGCGUCUGCUCCAUCCGACUCAAUGGCGACACCACCUUUUCCCUCACACAGAGCAAAGUCGCCAUUCCCCGCGAAUUGAUGGUUGCAAAGACGUCGAAAGAGCUCUUCGCCUUCCUCGCCAAACAAAUCGAGGCCUUCCUCCAGCAACACCACGAAGAGCACUAUGUGGGCACGUUGAAGAAGCGCGAGACGGGCGAAGAACACGACGAGAUCUUUAAUCUGGGCUUCACAUUCUCCUUUCCUGUCAAUCAGAUAGGCAUCAACAAGGGCAUGCUCAUGCGCUGGACAAAGGGCUUCGAUAUCCAGGAUGCCGUGGGCAAGGAUGUCUGCGCGCUUCUGCAGGCGGAGAUUGAUGAGCUGCAUCUACCGGUCAGGGUGGCUGCCCUGGUCAACGACACGGUCGGAACCCUCAUGGCGCGCUCCUACACCUCCCCUGGCAAGACGGGAACACUGCUCGGUGCCAUCUUUGGAACCGGCACCAAUGGCGCCUACGUGGAGAAACUGGACAAGGUCACCAAGCUCACAAAAUCCAACAACGCUGGCGACUACGACCAGUCGACGGGCGAGAUGAUUGUCAACACCGAGUGGGGCUCGUUUGACAACUCCCUGCGCACCCUCCCCAACACACCCUAUGAUGUGGAACUGGACGAGAAGUCGGUAAACCCCGGUAUCCAAAUGUUUGAGAAGCGCGUCUCGGGCAUGUUCCUGGGUGAACUCCUCCGGCUUGCCCUCUUGAAACUCAUCAAUGACCCUCGAGUCCCGCUCUUCAGCGACGACAACUCCUCUUCCAAUGACGCACACAGCACCACGCAAAUCAGCAAGAACAGCCCCAUUUACCAGCAGUGGGGCAUCGACACCAGUCUGUUGUCAGUGUGUGCGGGAGACAGCACACCGGGCCUUCGCAUGCUCCGUCAGACCUUGGACAAAGAAUACGACAUCAGCGCCGUCAGCGCAGAAGACGCAGAAGCGGUCCGCGACAUUGCGGCCGCGAUUGGCCGUCGCGCCGCCCGUCUAUCAGCCGUCGCCAUUGCGGCCAUCAUCAUCAACACGGGCCGUCUGAGCCCAUCCUCUGAAGCGAAAGCCGGCAACGCAGCCGUCAACGAGGACGACAUCAUCGACGUGGGCGUGGAUGGCUCGCUCGUGGAAUUCUACCCCAACUUUGAAGAGCACAUUCGCCAGGCGUUUCGCGAGAUUCCGCAGAUUGGGCCCCAGGGCGAGAAGCGGAUUCGCAUUGGGAUUGCAAAGGAUGGGUCGGGCGUUGGGGCGGCGUUGAUUGCGCUGGUGGCGGGUAAGGUUGGCGCGCCGGAUUCGUGA